CUCUCACAUUCCCCAGCCCACGUGUGUAUUCGCUCGGUAUAAAGCCAGCGGGAGCUCUCGUCCUUCAGAAGAAAUCACCGAGAGGACUCCCCUUUCAAAGAGGGGAGAAAAGAUUAGGAGGUGUCGGCUAAAGUCUCACACGUGGAUUUUUGUUAUUUUUUUCCCCGCUCCCUGUAUUCAGUUUUUUUUUUUUUUCUCUCUCCUUGAUUCCGGGAAGAUCCUGUGCGGCAUGGGGCAUGCUCUGACGUUUCUGUCCGCUUAAGGAUUUUGCGAAAUUACUUAACACCUUAAUGUCUAUCUGCAAGUCGAAAGGAGCAGACCUUUGCUGAUUGCUAGCCAUAUCUGCAUUUAAAACUCUUCAUUAGCUCUUUAUUAGUUUUUUUUAUUUCUCCCACUGAAAUGUGGAAUGCCACUGAACUUCUCUUCAACCUGUCUGAGGUGAACGGUUCCAUGGACGGGGGUGAGGAUGGGGAGCAUCCGUUUUUGACGGACGCCUGGCUGGUGCCUCUCUUCUUCUCUCUCAUCAUGCUGGUGGGACUAAUCGGGAACUCCCUGGUCAUCUAUGUGAUCUCCAAACACAGGCAGAUGAGGACCGCCACCAACUUCUACAUAGCUAACCUGGCAGCCACAGACAUCAUCUUCCUGGUGUGCUGUGUCCCCUUCACUGCCACACUCUAUCCCCUGCCCAGCUGGAUCUUUGGGGACUUCAUGUGCAAAUUUGUCGCUUUUCUCCAGCAGGUCACCGUCCAGGCCACCUGCAUCACGCUGACCGCCAUGAGCGCCGACCGCUGCUACGCCACCGUCUACCCCCUCAAAUCCCUGCGCCACCGCACCCCCCGCGUCGCCAUGAUCGUCAGCGUCUGCAUCUGGAUCGGGUCCUUCAUCCUGUCCACGCCCAUCUUCAUGUAUCAGCGGAUCGAGGAGGGCUACUGGUACGGCCCCAGGCAUUACUGCUCCGAGGAGUUCCCCUCCAAGGCCCACGAGAAGGCCUUCAUCCUCUACCAGUUCAUAGCCGUCUACCUCCUGCCCGUUCUCACCAUCUCCCUCUGCUACUCCUUCAUGCUGAAGAGGGUUGGGCAGCCCGCAGUGGUGCCCGUGGACAAUAAUUACCAGGUCCAUCUCCUCUCCGAGCGGACCAUAGGCAUACGGAGCAAGAUCUCCAAGAUGGUGGUGGUGAUCGUCCUCCUGUUUACCAUCUGCUGGGGCCCCAUCCAGCUCUUCAUCCUGUUCCAGUCCUUCUAUCCCAACUACAAGGACAACUACACCACGUACAAGAUCAAGACCUGGGCCAACUGCAUGUCCUACGCCAACUCCUCCAUCAACCCCAUAGUCUACGGCUUCAUGGGGGCCAGCUUCCGAAAGUCCUUCAAGAAGGCCUUCCCCUUCCUGUUCAAGCAGAAGGUGCGGGACAGCAGCGUGACGUCCCGCACAGCCAACGCCGAGAUGAAGUUCAUCGCCACCGAAGCCACCGGCGAGCCGCAGUGAAGGACAGCCGAACAGCAGGUGGCGCUACAGUAAGCAACGCGAGGCCUCUCUGGGGUUCCGUUAGGCUGGAAACACAAAACACAGGCCAGGGCAUUGUGGUGAAUAUUGAAAGGGGUGGCUGCAUACUGCUAAUGUGGCCAAUUCUGUCAUCUAUCCUACUGCUGCCACUAGAAAAAAAUAUAUAUUACCAGGCAAAAGUAUAGGAUAGAAACUUAGAAGGAGUUGUGGGGAUGUGGCAGGCUUGUCUUACAGAAUGAGAAGGAAUCAGAUUUAUUCAUGAGUUGACUUUAAAUUUGUCUGUAAAAUACUUCAGCUUGUAAAUAUGUCUUUACUGGCCAAUGGACAGUUGAGGAGGAGAGCUUAGUUUUCUGUGUACUGUACAUGCAAAUAUGUGUGGAACAGUACUACUAAAGGAAAAGAGGGUGACCUAUUUAUUUCAGAACAUUUUUUUGUAGGUGGGGAAAAUAUUGAGUUAGAUGCGCUUGCAUAACAUUCUUAUAAUUUUAACAAAGGAUCAUUGUCACUGUACAGGAAGCAAAGAUAACAGCAAAGAUAAGCAGGCAUAUUCACAUAUUUUUACGAAUGUGGGGCAAUAAAGAAAUGUUACUUUCCCAUGCACUCUUAGUAAUGGGGUUUUGAUGCCCUCAAUAAAAAGAAAAGAAAAGAAAAAAAAACACAACACACACUUCAAGUGCUCUUUUCCUUCCCCUACACCACAUUCAGUACUGGAAAUCUGAAAGACCUUCUUUCGUCUAAAAAUAGUCUUUUAUUUAAUUACAUUUCAUAUGAAACUGUUUUCUUACUAUUAGCGUUACAGCUAAUUGAAAGAUCUUUUUUUUGUCUAAAAAUGGUCUUUUAUUUUAUUUAAUUUCAUAUGAAACUGUUUUCUUACUAUUAGCAUUCCAGCUAAUUGAAAGAUCUUUUUUUGUCUAAAAAUUGUCUUUUAUUUAAUUUAAUUUCAUGUGAAACUGUUAAAUUACAGCUAAUAGAAAGAAAACUACAAAUAAGCCAUGUUCAAAUGAAAAUUUGCGUUCACAGCAAAUGUGUAAGAAAUAAUAAGACAACAUGGCACUGGGUUUGUUUUCAUUGUAGAUUCAUUCAUCAAGGCUUGGCAACGUUCUCCUGGAUAUUUACAUGAAAUACAUAGUUAAUAUCAGCGAGGCAAAGAAAAAACAAAACAGGGCAACAGUCGGUAUGGAUUAGUAUCGUUUAUCAUUCCAAAUGGUGACAGGCGUGUCAAGAUACGCGCCUGGGCGUGAUAAAUGGAGAGCUGGAACAGAAACAAAAGCCAAAUAAACCGCCGUUUAUCUGGAAGCCGGGCAAAUUGAGGAUUUCAGAAUUGGAUUCCCCGGCCCGUUGGUCUGGCGCUCCGUAGGCAUUUAAUGCGCGGGAGCUUGCUCAAGAAAGGAGGCUGCCUGACGAGGCGUGGAGGGUGUUGGUUCCGCGCCGACUUCAACACCUCCCUGUGUACACAGGCUGCAGGUUUUUGGCCGUCGCCCCCCUAUCUAUCACUCUUUCGAUGGAAAUUUUUUUUUUUUAAUCUCUGCUUACAAGCUUUAUCUUGGGUGACUCAGACCGUCAUUUCCUGUCCCGUUCGCCCGUUUGAUCGUUCUAAAAAACGUAAAGCGCGGACUCCUGUACUCAUAUUCGAUAUUCCCUUUCUUAUCUGUUUCUUUUUUUAUUUUUUUUAUUUGUGUGGAACAUGUAUUAAAGUGUUCUGGCGUGUAUGUUAACACUAAAGUCCCCAUUUGCUAUCACAGCGAGGCCGUUUGUAUUUGAAUUUGCAUGGCACCCGCUGCACCCCUCUCCUACGGCUGUUAGGAGAUUCCCUUUUCUGCCAAGGCCGGUUAUGGGUUCGUAAACCUGGGGAAAUGAGUCACGUUUUUAAAGCAGGAGUUUUAUGUAAAUGCACAAAAAUGCCCCCUUACCACAAAAAAAAGAAAAAAAAGAAAAAAAGCUUUCUGUACAAACCGGGGGAACUAACGUACGACUUGAUUAAAAUCUCAAUGCUGUAUUCAUUUAAACAUGGACAGAAAUAACCAUUCAGUAAUGGCGUCUUUCAAAGAUUAUAAACGAUACAAUAUUGGUUUUUGAAAGUGAUGGCCCUACGGCUAUUUUUUAAAUUUUUUUAAUGGCCAUUUCAAUUCAAACACGUUGCCUUGGCUUUUUCAGUUCCAUCCCAAGGGGAACAUCAUGUUCUCAGGAGCCUGCAGAGCAGAGAUAUGCAAAUGCUGCGUUGCGAGGGCCAGUGCAUUGGAACAAUCCAGAAGCUCAAUUUAUUGCCAUGACAUGAAACAUUAGUUGAAUAUAAUUAGUUCCCUUGGGAAACUAGGAGACGUUAAAGAAAAUGCCUACGUCUGCACGGUAACUACUACCAGGUUUACCUGAAGACUGCACGGGCUCGAAAGCUCCCACAAUCCGCGGAUGGUUAGACCACCUUCAUGUGGCCCCCAAUCUGUUGCCUGAAACAAGACAUUUGUUUCAGCGAGACGCCGUCUGUCUCGAAUGUGCCAAUGUCGUUUGUGUCCGUGUGCGAGACGCAAUCGACAAACUGUCCCGCGUGUGUAUAAACAGCAUCAAUCUCGCUCUGUUUUCUGCUCUUGAAUAAUGGCGAUAAAGUUGUUUUCACCAGCUGCGUAGACAGGUCAAUCCGUAACUUAGGCUUCAAUGGUAUAUACAGUCAUACGUCUUUGUUCAUUUGUAACUUUUGACACAUUUCAUAAACAUCCAAUUAAAUGUUAGUUCUGUUAGAAGGUAAUAGUGCUGUAUCUUCAAUCACGGUUUUUUAUUUAUUUAUAGCAUUUGGAGUGGAGUUGAUUGCAAAAGAUUGAUUAAAGAACUAGACUGAUGUGAUGCUUUCAAACAACCGCCCAAAACCUUCUACCAUUUCCACAUUUGUGUCUCAACAUCAUCUCAGAAGUCCAAAAGGCAAUGCCACACUUGUGUCAAAUGUUAGAUUCACGUGUUACAUGGAGACAUUUUAGCCUGUUGUUGCUGUCGUUCUUCAUGUUUUUGUCUGUGCUCUCUCUCAGGUUUAUGAAUAAAUGUACAAAUGUGAAAAGA
Messenger RNA from Anguilla anguilla (European eel), 4548 nucleotides. RefSeq names its product KISS1 receptor a (gene kiss1ra). Gene Ontology annotation, biological process: neuropeptide signaling pathway. The transcript is spliced from 5 exons. Gene Ontology annotation, molecular function: G protein-coupled peptide receptor activity. NCBI's taxonomy places the organism in Eukaryota, Metazoa, Chordata, Actinopteri, Anguilliformes, Anguillidae. Gene Ontology annotation, cellular component: membrane. The record is from RefSeq and is a predicted model, not a curated record. Bases 400 to 1485 code for a protein of 361 amino acids.